Messenger RNA from Melospiza georgiana, 5082 nucleotides. It is a transcript of the gene PODXL, whose product is annotated as podocalyxin like. The coding region runs from base 23 to 1774 and encodes 583 amino acids. Gene Ontology annotation, cellular component: microvillus membrane; apical plasma membrane. The record is from RefSeq and is a predicted model, not a curated record. Gene Ontology annotation, biological process: positive regulation of cell-cell adhesion mediated by integrin; regulation of microvillus assembly; negative regulation of cell-cell adhesion. Lineage: Eukaryota; Metazoa; Chordata; Aves; Passeriformes; Passerellidae. The transcript has 9 exons.
GGGACGGCCGCGCCGAGGCACCAUGCGGGCUGCGGGGCUGCUGCCGCUGCUGCCGCUGCUGCUGCUGCUGCCGCUCGGUGUCAGCUCUCAGGAUUCUGCAGACCUAGGACAAGCCACGACCCCCAGAACUGCAGAAGCCACCACGACGACCCCGCCUGCAGGCCCUAAAGGGACCACACCAGCCAGCACUACACCAACAACUACCACACUCAAACCCACCACCACUGUCACAACUCAGACCACUGUGUCAACAGCCACCCCUCAUCAAAGCAUCGCCACCACCACCAUAACCAACCCGCGAGUGGCUCCGUCCCCCACUACUGCAUCUCCUGCCCCGGUGGCAGGGGCCGCCCUCACGGCACCAGGGAGCACAGUGCCUGCUGCCCCCCCUUCAGCCAGCACGUCUGGGCAGGACAGCCCCGCACAGAGCACCCCUAACCCCAAAACCAGCCCUGCUACAAGCCCCACUGGUCAACAGCAGCCCGGCACUACAGCCAGUUUGGGAAGCUCAGGCACCAUCACUGCUCCACAAUCUGCCGUCAUCACUCUUGAAACCAAUUCUCCAGGAGUUACAGGGGCUGUUGUCACAUCCACUGCCACCACAGAGUCUCAGGGAAAGCAGCCUAUGGAUCAGGAUCCUAAGCCUAAUAUCACUACGAGCACCCCAGUGCCGAGGACUGACUCUUCCCAAAGCUCCAAGGAGUGUCCUAUCACUCCUCCGCCAUGUGCCACCAAGCGGCCUACUCCUUCUUCCAGUUUUCCAGCCCAGGGACCAAUCCCUUCCACCAGUCCUGGAAGCACCAAAAUUGUUACCCCUCCAACUGGAUCCCUGUCCCCAGCCACCACUCCGAUGUCACAACAUGGCAGCAAAGACACGGUCCCAGAUGCAACCACCAUGACAGCUCCUGGGGCAGACCAGAGCACGCAGGGCGCUGGACCUGCGUCAGCCGAACCCAGCGGUGCCUCCCAGAGCCCUGCCAGUGCCCAGCCCGCAGCCCCGGGGGACCACACAGAGCGGGCAGAGAGCUGCACCUCUGGCCACCCACAGCCCAACGUCUCCUCCUCAAACCAGCUCAUCUGUAGAGAAAAGGUGCAACAUACUAGGACCUCCAUCCACCUGAAAGAACCCAGAACCUGUGAUGAGUGGGAGGCUGCCAGCAAGAACAACUCCUUCUUUGAGAGCUUCUGCUCCACGGCCCAGCAGGGAUUUGAUGCCAGCAGGGACUGGUGCACGGUGGUGCUGACGGCCUGCGAGAGCCCCUCCCGCCACUGGGCCGUGAGGGUGGUCCUGCACUCUCCCCUGGACUCUGGAGAAGUCCUCAUGGGGCUGAUGGAGAAGAAGGACAGGUUAGAGGAGCUUGGCAUCAUCAACGUCACCUCUGACAAGAUGGUGGAGGACAUGACCAUCAAGGACGAGUUCAGCACGCCCCUGAUCAUCACCAUCAUCACCCUGGCCGGCUCCCUGCUGCUCGUCGCGGCCAUCUACGGCUGCCACCAGCGCCUCUCCCAAAAGAAGGACCAGAACAUCCACCCUGAUGUCCCCGGGUUUGAUGAUGGACAUGUGGCCCUGAUCUUUAAUCAGCGCCUGACCGAGGAGAUGCAGACCAUGGAGAAUGGCUACCACGACAACCCCACGCUGGAGGUGAUGGAGACCUCCUCUGAAAUGCAGGAGAAGAAGGUGAACCUCAACGGAGAGCUGGGGGACAGCUGGAUCGUUCCUCUGGACACCCUCAUGAAGGAGGACCUGGAGGAAGAGGAGGACACGCAUUUAUAGGAUGCAGAACUUGAUCAAGAGAAAAACAACCACCACCCCCAAAAAAACCCCAUAAACCCUACACACACACACACAUACACACACAAAAUAAGGCAAAAUUCUCCCCCCAAAAAGCAGAAAAUCCCUUGAUGAACUAAUUGUGGCCCCUUGUGGCACCACAUGGGGUGCAGGAUGGAAGAGAAAAGGACAUGAGAAGACACCUCUGGGGCACAACAACACAAGCCACUUUGGUGGCCACAUCUGGCCAAGCAUCCUCCAACCCCCACCCACCUCCCACACCAGCCAUGGGCUGACAGGGUGGCUCUGCUCCUGAAGAGCUGCUGGUGUCUCCUCCAAGCAUGUCCCCUCCCAUCCCACAUCUGACCACGCCAUCCUCCAGCUACUGAACGACUCAAAAAUCAAGAGAAAUAAAAUAAAUAGGACAGGAGAUGGAGUGCAUCUGACAGCAAAGCAGCACCUGGCGAUUACAGCUCGACAAAUCCUCUGGCCCACGCUGUUUAGUCAUCACCCUGCCCUCCCUGACACCCAGGUAGUGAAUGAAAAAAGCUGGAACAGCCUGUUCCUUUUUAAUCCAGUUUCCAGCCUCUUCCCAGAGCUGAAACGCACAAGAGCCCCUCGUUGUGCCAUGGGCAAAUGGAUGCACCCAGAGCCAGUGGGAUGGCAGGGAUGCAGCAGUGCCAAGGGAUGCUCAGCCCCCGUGCCAAGGGCUGAGGAACAGAUCCUGCACCCACCUGGUGAGAGAGGUGCAGCAGCUUCUUGUUUUGAAAGGAUGAGAUGGAGGGAGAGGAAAAGGAGGAAUUUCUUGAGUUCAUCCCUCUUUAGGAAGGGUGUGGAGAGCAAGAGUGAUGUCUGGUCUCUGGCCCAGGCGUGAUGUUGGGGGUUUUGUGGUGCAGGAGCCCAGCUCUGGUGCUGCAUUUCCCUCUGGAAGGAUCAUUUGCCUUCCAGGAAUUACACAGCAGCAUCUCACAGCCCUCACCCAUCCUCCACGAGACUGUGGGACACAGGCACCACGAUGGUUUGUGAUUUUUGAGGGCACAUUUUCCUGCAUGAGCAGCAAGUAGAAGAGGCAAAAGAGCAACAGAAUGUGAGCCAGGGAGCUCAGUGGCAUUCAGGUGGCCUUGGUGUUUCACGCCCUCAAGGUUUAAAAGCUCAGCCUCAAGCUCUUCUUCAUGAGCCACUAAAAUAACAGACCUGCAAAGCAGCUCCCAGCUCAGCAGCAAAGCUGGGGCUGAGCUUUGUCCUGCAGCCCUUGGUCUGUCGCCCAGGUCUCCCUUUGCUGAAGUCUUUCAAGGGGAGGAGAAGAAAAACAUGGCUGGACUGAGGCCAUUUCUGGAUUUUGACUCCUCACCACAGCUCUAAAAGGUUGGGGAGAGUUUCAUGCCUUUGCUCUGGUGAAGCAGCUCAGGGCUGGCAGAGGCAGGAUCAUCCUCCAGGACCAGAAGGUGACCGGGCUGAGUCCCUCUGCCAGAGUGAGGAUGGAGCUUGUCCCAAACCCUCUGCAAGCCAAAGGAGCUGCAGAUGAGAGUGAAACACAGCCCAAACACAGCCCUGCUCCUCUGCUCGCCAUACACCAAGGCACAAUGGGGACAUUUCCUCUGGGCUCUGCCACCAAGUCAACCCGACUGGGAUCUGCUCCCACGGCUGCACUGAACGAGGGGAAAAGCAGAGCCAAGCAAUGGGAAGCUGGGAGAAGCCCUGGUGGAGUUGGGAGUACUCAGGAAGGAGGAUUGGGGUGUUUUGCUCAGCCCCAGGACAGGAACUGGCAGAAGAUACAAGUGGCUCUUCCCCCUUCUGUCCUGCACUGAAGGGCAGAGUCUGAAGUGUUCAAACCUUUCUAUUUUUGUAUGUAAAUAUUCCUGCUAUUCAUUAGCAAUGUAUUCCGCACACUUCACUUACCUGUGCACUGCACUAUGGGGAAGUCAUUUUGGAGGGGAGGGGAAAUAACAAAUAAAAUAAAUUAAAAAAAAACUUAAAAUCUUAAAAAUAAAAAAAAAGCAAGAAAAAGCUAAAGGCCAGCCUGGUAGGAGAUAAAAAUUUGACAUGAAGCAGAAAAACACCUCUUGCCCAGGUAACUUUGUGCCACAGCUUUGUCCCUGUUCUGGCAGCAUCAAGUUCAGCUCUUUAGCGUGGCUAUGAGUCUCAGAGAAUGGAACCUCGGCAUCCACAGCUGCUCCUGUGAGCAUUGUGGCCAUUCCUCACAUUUCUGUCCUUCCCAGAAAACAAACACAGGGAAAACACAGGGCAGCAGCAAUGCUGUGGCCACCAGGGCUGAGCUGCCACAAGGACACCCCUGGAUGGCAUCUCCAGGCUUUGGCACGUGCCUAAAGAUUCCCCCUUCCCAGCAAAGAGAUGCCAAAGUGCUUUAAUGAGUCAGGUCCAAAGACUUUCCAAGAGAAUCCUACAGAGGCUUGAGAUCAAGUAACCUUAAAUCUUUCCGAGCAGAGACCAGUGAAGAUGUUAACUGCUCAGCAAGUGCUUAUAGUGAUUUAUAUUUGAAUAGGAAUUGUACAUUUAUUUAUUUUUCCAGACACCAUAUUUUUAAACCACUAAUAUUUUAUAGUAGAUUUUCCUUCCCCUAUUUAAAAGAACUAUUUCCACAGGAAAAGAAAACAGUACAUUUGUUGUUUUUUUUUAAUGUUGAGAACAUUCUUUUUUUGGAAAAAAAAAAAUCAGGUAGGAAAUGCAGCAAUGAGCAUCUUUGGCCUUAACCCUUUCCUUUGUAGAGUGUAGCCAUAAUUGUUAGACCAAAAAUAAUAAAUAAAAAAAUAAGAUUUACCCAGGCAUUUCCUUCCUCCCUGCCCCUCCUCCCUUCCCUGUGCUCCUCUUCUCUGCCCCAAACCAGCUUUAACAUCCCACACAUUGUACAAAGAGAGAUUCCUGCUCUUACCUUUGGGCGAGAGCUUUACAAGCAGCUCAGAUGUCCUUGCAAGAGACUUUUCUAUUUUCAGAUUCAAGAGGAAACGUGUAAAUACUUUAGGAGCAUUUUAUCUCCCGCUCACAGUGCCGUGACCCAGCUGAUGAGGUUGAUACUGUGACUGCUGCCUACAGAAGACACACAGAAGUCAUAAUCCAUGAGGGACUGGUGAAGGAAAACCUAAUUCCCCAGGUGGUUUUUACCUGUUGAACCUUGCACAUAUAGUAGAGCUCUUACAUACUGUGUGUAGCAGCACCUCUCAUGGGGACAGGAGUCUGAUUUACACUGGAAUUUACUGAGGAACUGGAUUGUAAGAGAUUAUUCUUGCAUUUUCCUACAAAUAUAUUUUGAGAGCAUCAUGUAUUUCUGUCAAUAAACAUUCUUAUGUAAAAGA